AUCGCUGACAUCCUACAUUUACCUCACUCAUCCUCUUUCUCUCGAGCACCAAUGGGAUGUCAGAUAAAAAAGUAACUCCACACCAGUUGCGGAAAGGGUUGACAUAUGUAUCACAAGGUCCGGACUUUAUGCGUAUGCUCACGGGUCAAUCGUCCAGUGCAGCCGAUACGGAUCCUCGAAAUCCUUAUAGAAAACCAAUUGGGAUUGAAGCCAAGUUCCAAACAGAAGAACAGGACGAUGAUGAUGAGCCAGCACACGAUCUCUUAAAUGAGCGCGAAGAAGAGCGCCCUACAGUCGUUGUCCUCAAAGAUAGCAAGCACUUGGAUGAACGGCAGGUUCGAAAUGUGCUGAAAAACCUCCCUCCAGGAUUGUCAGAAGCGAAGAUCAAGAAACGAUUAGAAAAGGAGAUGGAAAAACUCGAAAAAAAUCUGUCUGGAGGUUCUCAUGAGGGACAAGAGAAGGAAGAGGAAGAAGAAGAGGAAGAAGAAGAGGAAGAAGAAGAGCAAGAACCAGUGGAUGCCAAUGGAAAGAUCUUGUUUCGAAAGCCUAAAUCAUCCAAAUUUAAAUCUAACAAGGGAUCUACCAACACCACCUCUUCAAAAAGUAACAAUAAGACUUUUGAUAAGACGUUGUUGACUGAUCUUGAAGCAAAAGCAAAAGCAAAUGCAAUGAAACAAAAAACUGCUGGGUCUCUUUCAACUACGUCUACAGCAUCCAACUCAAAAUCCACAGAUAAAAGAAAAGAAAAGGAUGAAAGUGAUAGCAUAAGUAACGCGGGGAUGAAAAAGAAAAAGCAAAAGACUGCUAAGACAACGUCAUUACUUAGCUUUAAUGAAGAUGAAGAGUGAAUACGACGUGGUUAUCCCUUGACCUAGUCUCCAAAUCACUCCAAUAUAGAAAUAAAUUUUUACUUUGGGU
This is a messenger RNA of Lobosporangium transversale, 918 nucleotides long. RefSeq lists its product as hypothetical. The transcript has 2 exons. NCBI's taxonomy places the organism in Eukaryota, Fungi, Mortierellomycota, Mortierellomycetes, Mortierellales, Mortierellaceae. The record is from RefSeq and is a predicted model, not a curated record. Bases 57 to 848 code for a protein of 263 amino acids.